AUGCGGGCGGGCGACCUGGUGGCUGAGGCGGGGGCCAUCCUCCGGGACCUGAUGCCCAUCCUCCGCCGCCCGCCAGACCGUAGCCCUGCAGGCUUCGUGCCUCCGUUUUCUCUGCUGUACAGUGGGAGUGAGGUUGCGGUCACAGCUCCGCCCUCGGGCUUCCGCGGGGAGCAGGUCGUCAAGUUUGUGGGCUGCCACGACAUCAACGGGGCCCUGGAGCCUUCCAGCAUAGACACCAGCAUUCUGGAGGAGUACAUCAGCAAGGAAGAUGCCUCGGACCUCACGCUCCCGGACUCUCCCCCAGACUCGGGCUCCGAGGCCUACUCCCCCCAGCAGGUGAAUGACCCCCAUCUCCUGCGCACCAUAACCCCGGAGACCCUCUGCCAUGUAGGAGUGUCCUCGCGCCUGGAGCACCCGCCCCCACCUCCAGCCCACCUGCCGGGGCCCCCGCCGCCCCCGCCUCACUACCCGGUCCUGCAGCGGGACCUGUACAUGAAGGCCGAGCCCCCGAUGCCCCCCUACGCUGCCAUGGGGCCGGGGCUGGUGCCCACCGAGCUGCACCACACCCAGCAGUCCCAGAUGUUGCACCAGCUGCUGCAGCAGCAUGGCGCAGAGCUUCCCACACACCCCUCCAAGAAGAGGAAGCACUCUGAAUCACCCCCCAGUACCCUCAAUGCCCAGAUGCUGAAUGGAAUGAUCAAGCAGGAGCCUGGGACCGUGUCGGCUCUGCCCCCGCACCCUGCUCGAGCUCCAUCCCCACCCUGGCCGCCCCAGGGCCCGCUGUCCCCGGGCCCCGGCUCCUUGCCCCUCAGCAUCGCCCGGGUGCAGACGCCGCCUUGGCACCCACCAGGCGCACCCUCACCAGGUCUCCUGCAGGACAGCGAUAGCCUCAGCGGUUCCUACCUGGACCCCAACUACCAGUCCAUCAAGUGGCAGCCGCAUCAGCAGAACAAGUGGGCGACCCUGUAUGAUGCCAACUGCAAGGAGCUGCCCAUGCUCACCUACCGCGUGGACGCUGACAAAGGUUUCAACUUCUCGGUGGGUGACGACGCCUUCGUGUGCCAGAAGAAGAACCACUUCCAGGUGACGGUGUACGUCGGCAUGCUGGGCGAGCCCAAGUAUGUCAAGACGCCCGAAGGCCUCAAGCCCCUCGAGUGCUUCUACCUGAAGCUGCAUGGAGUGAAGCUGGAGGCCCUGAACCAGUCCAUCAACAUUGAGCAGUCGCAGUCAGACAGAAGCAAGCGGCCCUUCAACCCCGUCACGGUCAACCUGCCGCCUGAGCAGGUCACAAAGGUGACCGUGGGGAGGCUGCACUUCAGCGAGACCACCGCCAACAACAUGCGCAAGAAGGGCAAGCCCAACCCUGACCAGAGGUACUUCAUGCUGGUGGUGGCCCUCCAGGCCCAUGCCCAGAACCAGAACUACACGCUGGCCGCCCAGAUCUCCGAGCGCAUCAUCGUGCGGGCCUCCAAUCCCGGCCAGUUUGAGAGUGACAGCGACGUGCUGUGGCAGCGGGCUCAGGUGCCCGACACCGUCUUCCACCAUGGCCGUGUGGGUAUCAAUACCGACCGGCCGGAUGAGGCUCUGGUGGUGCACGGCAAUGUCAAGGUCAUGGGCUCGCUCAUGCACCCUUCGGACCUGCGGGCCAAGGAGCACGUGCAAGAGGUGGACACCACGGAGCAGCUGAAGCGUAUCUCGCGCAUGAGGCUGGUGCACUACAGAUACAAGCCAGAGUUUGCAGCCUGCGCGGGCAUUGAGACCACGGCCCCAGAAACCGGUGUGAUCGCCCAAGAGGUGAAGGAGAUCCUGCCUGAGGCGGUGAAGGACUCUGGAGAUGUGACCUUUGCCAAUGGGAAAACCAUAGAGAACUUCCUGGUGGUAAACAAGGAGCGCAUCUUCAUGGAGAACGUGGGUGCCGUGAAGGAGCUGUGCAAGCUGACCGACAACCUGGAGACGCGCAUUGACGAGCUGGAGCGCUGGAGCCACAAGCUGGCCAAGCUGCGGCGACUGGACAGCCUCAAGUCCACCGGCAGCUCGGGCGCCUUCAGCCAUGCCGGGAGCCAGUUCAGCCGGGCAGGCAGUGUCCCCCACAAAAAGAGGCCCCCCAAGAUGGCCAGCAAGUCAUCCUCUGUGGCCCCAGACCAGGCCUGCAUCAGCCAGCGCUUCCUGCAGGGGACCAUCGUCGCCCUGGUGGUGGUCAUGGCCUUCAGCGUGGUGUCCAUGUCCACCCUGUACGUGCUGAGCCUGCGCACCGAGGAGGACGUGGUAGAGACGGAUGGCUCUUUUGCUGCGUCCACUUCCUGUCUUCUGGCCCUGCUCCGGCCCCAGGACCCUGGGGGGAGUGAGGCCAUGUGCCCAUGGUUCAGCCAGAGCUUUGGGACCACUGAGCGCCGACAGUCCCCUGGGAUGGCUGGGCUGCCAGGCACACGGCCCUCUCUGCUGCUGGUUCCCACCAGCCUGGCCCCAGGGCCAGCCCUCCGCACCUUGGACCUGUGCUUCAGCCAGUUCUGUCCCAUCAUCUGCUGCUCCUCGCCCACCCCCAAACCCACCACCGACCCAGGUCUUGGCACCAGCUUGCACCCUGGCCACAUUCCCAGUCCCUCUACCAACCACUCAGGCCCCAGCCAGAUGGCCCUGCUGCCGGUCACCAACAUCAGAGCCAAGUCCUGGGGCCUCUCAGCCAAUGGCAUUGGCCACUCCAAGCAUCCAAAGAGUUUGGAGCCUGUGGCCAGCCCUGCAGUCCCCUUCCCUGGGGGUCAAGGCAAAGCCAAGAACAGCCCCAGCCUUGGUCUCCAUGGCCGGACCCGCCGAGGGGUCCCUCAGCCCAGCCUGGGCCCUGCCCAGCCCACUCGGGACUGGGGCCAGCCAGACCCAGAGCCCUCCCUGACCUCCAUCCAGGUGCUGGAGAACUCAAUGCCCAUCACCUCCCAGUACUGCGCUCCAGGGGACGCCUGCAGGCCUGGAAACGUCACCUACCAUAUCCCUGUCAGCAGCAGCACCCCACUGCACUUCAGCCUGACCCUGCAGAUGAACUCCUCGGCCCCUGUGUCUGUGGUGCUGUGCGGCGUGAUGUCAGAGGCGGAGCCGUGCGAAGAGGGGGGCCAUCCCCAGGGCCUCCACAACCACCAGGACACCCAGGGCACCUCCCACCAGUGGCCAGUAACCAUCCUGUCCUUCCGCGAAUUCACCUACCACUUCCGAGUGGCACUGCUGGGUCAGGCCAACUGCAGCUCGGAGGCGCUGGGCCGGCCAGCCGCAGACUACUACUUCCACUUCUACCGCCUGUGUGACUGAGCUGCCCCCAGGCAGCUGUGCAGCAGGGCCCUGGGCCCCAGGAGCCACUCCACACACUGGAUGCAAAGGUGUUCCACUAGAGCCCCGCCCCCAGCUCUCUCCGCUCACUGGAACUCCCUCGGAGAGACUGAGCUGGGCUCGGCCCUCCCCCUGACUGGAGAAACUGGAAGUCCUCACACUGGAGCUGCUGUUCCUGCUGGCGGCACCUACCCCCUUGGUGGAGCUGGAGAGGCCCCUCUGGGGCGGCACAGGCCCAGCUCACACCUGUCCGGCUCCUCAGUUGGAGGGCUGGAUUCAGGCCCCGGAGGCAAGGAGAGGUCUGUGCGUGCAGGAGCUGCUCCUGCCCCCGAGACUGGAAGCACCCUUCAUCUGGAGAGUGGACUUCAGAAAUCAACAGGGGUCUUGCAUUUCGCACUAAGAGACUUGGCUUGGACCCCCGUCAGUGGAGGGCAGAUGCCCCCAUCCUUGAAGCUGCUCCCCAGGGUGGGGUGGAGGGCAAGGUAGCAGACUUUUUUAGGGUUUGACUGUUACGUUGGACUUGGACUUCUCAGCUUUAAACGAGGCCCAGGAGGUCUCUUCCCCCUGGGAGAGCUGAGUCCGCAUGAGCCCCUGGGGCAGCAGAAGCCGGCCCUCGGUGAGUUGGAGACUGACCAUGUAACCAGACACCUAGUGCCUGGCUGAACCAGUAGGUGCCACUGGGCCAGGUAAGCCUCGCACCCUUGAACCUGGAGUCCCCUGGAAUCCCCAGACGGUGGUGCAGUCCCACAGCUUAGGUCUGCAGAGGCUCCAUGGAGGGGACCCACCAUUUCCUGAGCAGAGGAGCAGGAAUCCCUGCAAGGCAGGCUGGUGUCGGGGUGGCGGGUGGAGAGCUCCCGCCAUUAGUGACGGAGUGAUGACUAAAUGCACUUGAGCCAGGGCAGGCGGGCAGGAUGGAAGCCAGAGUGGCCUGGGGCUGUCACACCCAGGACAAGGCCCAACUCAGCUGACCCAGGGAGCCUGGAGCCAUGCCUCCCACCUGCCCCCCCAGCAGGACUCUGGCAUCCCCCCAGCUUUUGUCUGCUGGUGGCCUUGUCUCCCCAAAUCAAGCUUGGACAGCCAAGCUAGAAGGGCCCUCGGCCGCUCCUGGGAGGGGAGCAGUAGGCUUGGCUUAGGGGAAGGGCAGGUCCAGUGGCCCCGCGAACCUUCCUUCGUGGCUGUCUGGGCAACCUAAAGCCACGUCCUGGCCCGCAGAUGUGGAAAUCACGGGGUCACGGCUGCUGUGGGUUCCAACGUGGGCAGGAACUGCCGCCCUUCUGGGCGACGCUGCCCUUUCUGGGAACCGGCCUUGCCUUGCUACCUCCCCGUCUCCACUCUGGACGGGAGGCUGUUGGGGGAGGAGCUAAAUCUCGAAGGAGCCUAUGAACUGCGGGUCCCCCUGCCCUGGCUCUCAAAGCACUUAUCCUCAGGAUAGGAACCCCAGGGGUCCCACCCCAGCCUCCUCAGUGUACCUCCACGCCCUCAUCCUGACCUAGGAACUGCCUGGCCUCCCACACCGGGCAGAAGGCCGAGCCUUAGGAUACUGCUUGUCCUCCUCCCGCCUGGGGACCCUCCCUAGAAGGCCUUCAACAACCUGUCCUGGCCCUUGUGAUUAGGAUCGUGGGGGCUUCCUCAGUGGGGAGUGAGCCCCUGGACUAUGGCCCCUCAGUCUUUUACUGGAAAGUGACCCUCCCCCUCCCCCUUCCCUGGAGCCCAAGUGCACACAGCACCGCCCCAAUCUAGUGAGCAGCUGGCUGUUUCCAUGCCUGGGGAGGUCCUCAGUGCAGGGGCGGGGCCCAGCUGCGGCUCCAAGCUGCUCUAAGGCGUCAAUCUCGGACCAAAGUUGCCUUAAGCCCGGUAAGGUCAAAGGGCUUCCAGGAAGGUGAGUGGCCCCUGCUGGAGGCAGACACGGCCCAGGCAGCCAGGGCCCAGGCAGCCGGGGCUGGUGAGUGGGUGUUUGGCUCUGGCCCCCACUCGGGGUCCAGCCACCUGUCCCUUCCUCCUCUUAUCCCCUCAGCCACCGGGCUGAUCUCCCCUAAGCUUCAAGCUGUACAUAGGGCGUCUAGCUGCCCAGGCCCCCCCCCGCCCACAUUAUGUCCCCCUAAAAGCCAGCGUGUGCCUAGAGCACCCCUCACUCCCAGUUAACUCCCAGCCCUAUCCCCAAGCGGUGACUCAUAUUUAUCGUGUACCCACUCUGAUGCUGAGGCGGGCGGAGGCUUGCCUGCUGCCUGCUGAACUGUUCUUUUCCUCUGAAAUAUACAUAUAUAAAUAAAUGUAUAAA
Molecule: messenger RNA, 5590 nt
Organism: Condylura cristata (star-nosed mole)
Lineage: Eukaryota; Metazoa; Chordata; Mammalia; Eulipotyphla; Talpidae
Gene: MYRF
Product: myelin regulatory factor
Exons: 27
Coding region: 1-3294 (1097 amino acids)
Biological process (GO): positive regulation of DNA-templated transcription; central nervous system myelin maintenance; protein autoprocessing
Cellular component (GO): nucleus; endoplasmic reticulum membrane
Molecular function (GO): sequence-specific DNA binding; DNA-binding transcription factor activity
Source: RefSeq, a predicted model, not a curated record